AUCAGAUUUAGGGUCGUACGUCCUGGAUUUUGGUGAGAAAUUCACUCACCCGUUUGGCUAGAUAGCGUUUCGGCAUUUUGACCGAUGUCAGUUCGUGAUCGAAGCUGUAAAUCUAGUUCUUAACCUCAUUCAAUAACUGUGAAUCAUAAUCCUUAUUCCUCACACUGGUUUAUAGCCCUCACUUAGUCCUAGUAAGUAGGUGAGUAUUCUCAAGGUCACUUCGGUUUUGCUCAAAGGUUAUCCAUUAGUUAGUCUCACCGGCUCAGCAUACCUCACUUUUGACUUGAUCCUGAUCUGUUAUGUUUUGGAACUUGGUUGCCUUAGUGACCGCAAUGUUUUUGUUAAAUCUGGCAAGUCGUCGUUGAUAAUUCAAAACAAUACGAAAAAUGAACAAGAGCACCUGUUCCUUAGCUUCCUUUAGAUCUUGAAUCUCACCGUCAUUUUGUGCUUAUUUCUCUAAUUCACCCUUUCUUUCCAACUAUAUUCUUUAGUUUCAGUCUUCUACUAAUAAAGACGCUGCUACCACUGAAUAUUGCUGUUGCCAUGUCAGUGUUCUGAUGUUUGGUAAUUUGAGUAGAUGCUUAUUUGUUCCAGGUCUUUAUGGCAUACUGAUUGAAUGUAACUAAGUGUUUUUGGGAUUUAUUCACAUGUAUCUUUCACUAGAGAUCGUACAGUAGUGAGGUUUAAAUUCAGCGGUAUCAGUAUUGAAUGAAAUUUUAGGACUAAUUCCGGGCGGUGAAAUGAAGACGGAGUUCCUUUAUAUGUGUUUGCUAUUGGGGUAAUUUUAUCCCUUGAUACACAUCUGAUUCUUAAGCAUAUUUUAUAUGAGUUCUUUGCAACCGUCAAACACAGUUAAUUCGGGGAGAAUUUCCUAUAUAUUAGUGUGAAUUGCUCUGUUGAUUUUAAAAUCCCAGAGUUGACAUACGGACUGCGAAAGCUGUUUGCUUUAAAGUGAAGGUGAGUUGUAUCCAGAGACAGGGUGUUGUAGCGUAUUCAAACUACCAGCCCUAAAAGCCAAUGUCAUUGAGGUUGGGUAAAGUUGAUAGCUCGGUUAGAAAAUGUUGAAUGCUUCCAUGUCCAACUAUCUUAUUUUAUUCCAUUAUUACAAGCUAUGUUCCAGUUAACAAUGAAAAUACGAAUGAAGCUGUCUUCUGAAAGUAAUCCCCAUCUAUCGAAAUCGUUUUACACAGUAAAACUAAAUAUCGCUUUGAUCAAUUCCAACAAUUGGGAUAGUGCUCAGGUCAAGAAGCUGAGUGAAAUAUGGCAAACUGACAAUUUUCGCUACAUUUAAAAAGCUAAACAUCCUAUGACUUUCAGUUUGGUGACGGGUACAUAUAAAUUGUUUACUAAUUAUACACUAUACAGACUAUCCAAAACACUAAACCAAACCACUAAUAUGGAGUAAAUCACGCUUCAUUUUGGGGAUAUGAUGAUUCCAUUAUCAUUCUUUAUCAAAUUCCUGAACAUUACCGCACCUGAGAGUUUUAUUCGACGGAACGCUAUGCGGUUGCUUACGGUGCUUUCUAUCAAUCGUCUAAAAGAUACUCAAAAUGCUCUCCUUCAGUGUCGUACCGGAGUUUCAAAACUUGUGGAUAUACUUUCAGACACUCAUGAAGUUUUGCGGAAUGAUGUCAUACUUCUUCUAACGGAACUCACCAAAGCAAAUGCUAACAUCCAGAAAAUAGUAGCCUUUGAAAAUGCUUUCGAUUGGUUACUGAAAAUCAUAUAUUCUGAAGGUCUGUGUGAUGGUAGUGUGGUUGUAGAAGAUUGUCUUCGUUUGUUAUUCCAAUUGUUAGACGGUAAUCCAUCUAAUCAAGUCUUGUUUGCAGAAGGGAAUUUUAUUCAGCGUCUUUCGCUUUUAUUUGACUUGCAUUCUACUGAAAGUACACAGUCACACCUUUGGUCUGCACAGAAAGUUGUCAAUGCGGAGGUAGCUAUGCAGGUUGUUCAAACCUUGGUAGCGCCUUGUAAUAAAGCUCAAUUAACGCGAAACUGCCAGAAUGUGAUUUAUGAUUGUGGUCUUCUAGAAAAACUAUGUAAUAUUGUGAUGAUUAGUGGUGUUCCAGCAGAUGUCCUAACAAAAUCAAUCUAUGCUUUAGCGGACUCAAUACGUGGAUGCCCAAGAAAUCAAGAAUAUUUAGCAAAUUUAGUUACACCUUCAGAGCCCCCUCAAUCUGCUGUGAAUGUGCUACUCGUAUCUAUGUUAAAUAAGCAUCAAUCUGUAGUUGUGCGUGUAGCUGCGCUAUACUGCUUUCAAUGUUAUCUUGCUUCCAAUCAUCAGGGACAGAAUGCAAUUGUGAUGACAUUGCUGCCUAAACCUAAUGAUGUUCCACAGCUUGGUGUUAGCGCUGGUCAGUUGCUUUGUGGAGGAUUGUUUUCCAGUGAUUCAUCAGCUUGGUUUUCUUCAAUAGCUCUUCUUCAUUGUAUCCAUGAUAAUGUACAGCUUAAAGAAGAACUUUUGCGCGUACAUUUAUCUCCUAAUGAAGGAGCUCUACCUGUUACCCUUUUUCAUCAGUGCUUUAUAUGGCAACAACAAUGUAAUCGUUUUCAAACUCGCAUGGGUUUACUGCAGUUAUUAUGCACUUGGUUCACAAACUGUUCUGAAGCAAUAAGAUGUUUUUUAAAUCCAUCAUCCGGUACAGGAGAUGAUCGGACAGAAUCAGUGAAUCGUGGCUCGUAUUUAUGGACGCUUAUUGCAGAAGCGUGCGCAGUGGAUAAUGACGAAAAUGAAGCAUUAGUUCACGGUUUGACUACAUUAUUAGUUUGCAUCUGUGUAAUUUACAAUCCUGGGAAUGUAAAUGGAUUUGAAAGAUCAACAUUAUAUACUGCCCUGGAGAAACGUAUCGGGAUAGAUAUGAUUUUAGAACGUCUAAGUCAAAUAUCCAAAGCUGAAUCAUUUAUUACAGCCUCAAAAAAACCUCAAAUAUCUGUUCAGUCUACUGAUGAUUUAAUAUUUGAUUAUACAUUUACACGUUUAUUCAAACGAUUAGAAUAUGAAGUAAUGCAUACAUUCCAGUUGGACAGUAGUAUUAAUGGAGUAAAGAAUUGUACUUCAUUUAGUGAUAAUCACCAAAAUAGUAAACCUGUUGAUCCUACAAUUACAACGAUAAGUAAACAAUAUGAUGAGAAGCUGGCAAGACAGGAGAAUGAGAUAACGAUGUUGCGUAAUCGUAUAAGUGUAUUAGAAUCUCAGCUGAAUACUUGUCGUUCUACAAUUAAUAGUAAUACUCCAACUGAUGCAAAACAGAAUAACAUGGUCAAUGAAGAUCAACUACAAAAAUUAACCAUAACUGACAAUGUUACUAUUCAAAAUUUAGAACAGAAGUGUUUAAUGCUUGAAAAAGAACGUGAUAAUCUACGUGGUGAACAUGAAGAUUUAUUAUUACUUUUAAAUGAUCAAGAUGUAAAAAUUAUGAAAUUGUGUAAACUUGUUAGAGAGUUAGGCGGUCUUAUACCAAAUGAUAUUGAAUUAAAUAAUGUUAGUGAUUCACAAGUUACAGAUAAUCAUCAUAAUCAAUUAAGUAAUGAAAAUACUAAUCAAUCAUUAUCCACAUUUCAACCAAUUCCUUCAACUCUUCAACCAGAUACAUUACAGUGUCCAACAAAUUUCUCAUUUACAACUUCUGAACUAACUUUAUCAUCUAAUUCAAUAAGUAUUUCAACACCAUCAUUAUAUUGUGUUUAUGAUGAUAAUAAAUUACUUCAUACAUCACCACCUCCAUUAUUAUCUCAUACUAAUUCUAUACAAAAUGUAAUCAUGUCAACAACAGUAACAACAAGUCAAUAUUACUGUCCACAAGUAUAUUUUAAUGCUGUAACACAAAACUAUCCAUGUUCACCAUCAUCUACUUCAGUAACAUUGUAUUCUACUAAUAAUUAUCCAAUGAUAUCAUCGAAUUCAUUGAAUAAUGAUCAUUUGAAUUCAUAUACAAAUACACAAUAUUUUGAUGUUAAACAAUAAUAAAACAUUAAUUGAAAAAAAUACAUUUUAAAACUUCUAAUAUUACACAUGAAAUAAUUGUAUAUUGCUUUAAUGCAUCAUAUGAUGCCUAUGUUUUUUUUUCUUAUUUGAUUCAUUCCUCUAUGAAUAAAUGAAUAGAAACUUAUUUUUUAUGUGUAAAUGCGUUAGUUCAUCUUAUUUAAUUGUUAAUUUGUUUAACUUUCUUUUUAUUUUGAUUUUCUUUUCUUUUUUAUUUGAUGUUUUAGGUUCGUUGUUUCCGCUUUUUUCCCUAAAUAACAACCCCAAAAUAUUGUGUUGUGCUUAUUAUUGUAUCUUCAACUUCUUUUCUUCUUCUUCUCCUCAAUAUUUUCUAAUAUAAAAAGUUGUUUGUUCUCAAGAAAAGGAAUAAAUUUUUUUAAGAAAAAAAAAGAUUUAUACGUAGAUAGUUGUAGGGUAGGGUCAACGUUGAAAUUUGGACUGUUUUUACUGAUUGUAUACACUCAAUAAUUAGUUGUUCUGGUCUCCUGUUUAUCUAUAUUCCAUGGAUUGUAGUGGUGUUUUUUUUUCUGGUUGAUUUGUGCUCUAUUGAGUAAUUUACUUGGAUAAGAUGAUAUUGUUUUUAAAUUUAACUGGUUCUUCAUUCAACCCUGUUAAUUUUUUAUAAGAGGGAGAUUCAUGUUCGUCGUUAAUUAACCAACGAUUUAUGUAUGCUAAAGACAAUAUUUCGUAAAAUAUGCGCGUGCUUUUGUAUACUGAUGCUUUUAUGUUGUUACUUGACAUAAUCGACCUAACUUCAUUCACUAAGUGAAAGUAAUAUAUUUAGGAAAUGUAACUUGUAUAAUGAGUGUGUUAAUUGUGUAUUUGAAAUUCAUUGUGUAAUUGAGGAAGG
Messenger RNA from Schistosoma mattheei, 4829 nucleotides. NCBI's taxonomy places the organism in Eukaryota, Metazoa, Platyhelminthes, Trematoda, Strigeidida, Schistosomatidae. The record is from the annotation of a GenBank genome assembly.